This is a messenger RNA of Leptopilina boulardi, 2079 nucleotides long. Its product is annotated as venom carboxylesterase-6-like. The record is from RefSeq and is a predicted model, not a curated record. The transcript has 6 exons. Bases 259 to 1866 code for a protein of 535 amino acids. NCBI's taxonomy places the organism in Eukaryota, Metazoa, Arthropoda, Insecta, Hymenoptera, Figitidae.
UAACAAUGAGAUAAAAAAAGAUUACGUGCAUGAAAAAAUUGUUUUCACAGACACCACAGGAAAGUUGCAGUUGUUUUCUUUUUUAAAAAACACGUCGCACGUCUGUGACAAUUAAGAGUUGAUAUAAAGAAACAUUAUUAAAAAAAAUAAAUAAAUAAAUUCAUUCGUUAGUGAAAUAUGUAACUUUACUUACAAAUAGGAAGUUAUUUUCCUCUCCGGUAUAAAGUUUAAAUUUUGUAAUCCAAAAAAAGAAUUAAAAUGAAAAAAUUUAUUUCAUUACUACUUGUACAUAUUAUGUGCACUUUAUUAUUAAAUGCAGAACCACGAUUACAAAUUUCUCAAGGGAAAUUGAAAGGUACUUUUUUAAAAUCGAGAAAUGGUAGAAGAUAUUCGGCAUAUCUUGGUCUUCCCUACGCUCAGCCUCCAAUAGGAAAUUUAAGAUUUCGAAAUCCUUUACCAGCUGGCAAUUGGAGUAAUUAUCGAGAUGCAACAUUUUAUCGAAAUAUAUGUCUACAGCCGUCUAUUAAUGGUUCUAUUGGAAAUGAAGAUUGUUUAUUUUUAAAUGUUUACGCUCCAUUAAGAACAAGAAGGAAAAAUUUAUUACCAGUAAUGAUUUGGAUUCAUGGUGGUAGUUUCAUUGGAGGAACAAGCAAUAUAUUUAGUGGAAAUUAUCUUUUAGAUAAGGACAUUAUUUUAGUAACUGUUAAUUAUCGUUUGGGAAUUUUUGGCUUUUUUACAUUAGGCGAUACAACAGUAUCAGGAAAUUUUGGUUUAAAAGAUCAAGUUCUUGCAUUAAAAUGGGUUCAAAAAAAUAUCAAAGCAUUUGGUGGAAAUCCAAAUAAAGUGACUUUAUUUGGUGAAAGUGCAGGUGGUGCAAGUGUCAGUCUUCACGCUAUUUCAAAGGCAAAUAAUGGACUUUUUCAGCAGUACAUUAUUCAAAGUGGUAGCUCUCUGAGUCCUUGGUCAUGUCAAAAAAGUGAAAAAUUUAAAGAGCCAGUGGUAAAAAUUGCAAAAAUGGUUAAUUGUCCCUAUAAUAGUUCUCAAAUUCUUGUUAAUUGUUUACGAGGUAAAAAUGCGGAAAUUUUGUUAAAUACAGGCUCGGCAUUUAAUAAUAAUUUAGGUUUUGCACCAGUACAAUGGACACCAACAAUAGAACCUGAUGAGAAAGAUGCAUUUUUAAUUGACAGUCCAAAAAAUUUAAUAGAAAAAAAUCAAAUGAAAGAUUUACCAUUUAUGAGUGGAAUUGUCAGUGAUGAAGGAUUAUUAAUUACUAAUAGUUUAUACGCAAAUGAAACAAUUUAUAAAUUAAUGAGAAAUAAUUUAGAACAAUUAUUAUCAUUUGUUGGUGAUUUUUUUCUUGAUUUAAAUAAUACCAAAGUAUUUGUAGAAGAAAUAGAAAAUUUUUAUUUUAAUAAUUCAUUUAAUUCCUCUGGAAAGACUGAGUUUUUGAAGGGUCUAACGGACACAUUUAGUGAUGGUGGAUUUAUUUAUCCAGAAUUGAGAAUGCUACAAAAAACAACACCAAAAAUGCGAAAUUCUAAUUAUUUAUAUUCAUUUGGUUUUGCAUUUUCACCACAAAAUAAUGGCGUUGCUCAUGGCUCUGAAGUGGAUUAUUUAUUUCCAUUUUCAAAUGUAAAUUUACAAAUGAGCGAAAUAAUGGUGGAACUAUGGACUUCCUUUGCUUCGAAUGGAAAACCAAUAUCAAAAAAAUUGAAUCCACCUGACAUUUGGAAACCGUAUAAUAUAGAAAAAAAUAGUCAUCUUCAAAUUGGAAAUAUUAAUAAUAACACCGAUUCAAAAAUCACACUUUCAAAUUCUUUCUAUCCAAAGCGAAUGAAUUUUUGGCAAACUAAAUUUCCUAUUUAAUUUUUGACAACAAAGAAAUAAAUAUUUCUGAAUUGUUCAUGUUACGAAAUAUUUGUUAAAAAAAAAAGAAAAUAAUUAAAAAAUUAAAAUGCAAACAAAAAUUUUUCCUCAAGAAUAAAAUUAUUAUCGAAAUGAAAAAAAUUAUGAGAACAUACAAAAAAUGUUUUUUUUUUUCCUUUACACAAUUUCUUAUCAAAGUAAAUUGUAUUUUAA